Cygnus atratus (black swan) is the source of this 1583-nucleotide messenger RNA. RefSeq names its product homeobox A2 (gene HOXA2). The record is from RefSeq and is a predicted model, not a curated record. NCBI's taxonomy places the organism in Eukaryota, Metazoa, Chordata, Aves, Anseriformes, Anatidae. Gene Ontology annotation, biological process: regulation of DNA-templated transcription. The transcript has 2 exons. Gene Ontology annotation, molecular function: DNA-binding transcription factor activity, RNA polymerase II-specific; DNA binding. Bases 17 to 1144 code for a protein of 375 amino acids.
CUGCGAGUUGAAGGCCAUGAAUUUCGAAUUCGAGCGAGAGAUUGGUUUUAUCAAUAGUCAGCCAUCGCUUGCUGAGUGCCUGACAUCUUUUCCCCCUGUCGGUGAUACAUUUCAAAGUUCAUCAAUCAAGAACUCGACGCUUUCACACUCGACACUGAUUCCUCCUCCUUUUGAGCAGACCAUCCCCAGCCUGAACCCAAGCAGCCACCCUCGCCACAGCGGCGGCGGCCGCCCCAAGGCGAGCCCCCGCGGCCGCAGCGGCAGCCCGGGCCCCGCCGGCGCCCCGCCGCCCCCGGAGUACCCCUGGAUGAAAGAGAAAAAGGCGUCCAAGCGAUCCGCCCUGCCGCCCGCCUCGGCCUCUGCCUCAGCCGCUGGACCUGCCUGCCUCAGCCACAAAGACCCCCUUGAAAUCCCCGAUAGUGGUAACGGUGGAUCUAGGCGGCUGAGGACGGCUUACACCAACACCCAGCUUUUGGAGCUAGAGAAAGAAUUUCAUUUCAACAAGUAUCUCUGUAGACCGAGGAGGGUUGAGAUUGCAGCCUUGCUGGAUUUGACUGAGAGACAAGUCAAAGUCUGGUUCCAGAACAGAAGGAUGAAGCACAAGAGACAGACCCAGUGCAAAGAGAACCAAAACAGUGAGGGGAAAUUUAAGAGUUUAGAGGACCCGGAGAAGGCGGCGGAGGACGAGGAGGAGGAGAAAGCCCUCUUCGAGCAAGCCCUCAGCAACGUCUCAGGCGCUCUUUUGGAAAGGGAAGGCUACGCUUUCCAGCAGAAUGCACUGUCGCAGCAGCAGGCGCAGAAUGCGCACAAUGGCGAGUCCCAAAGUUUCCCCGUUUCGCCUUUAACGAGCAAUGAGAAAAAUCUGAAACAUUUUCAACAUCAGUCACCCACUGUUCAAAACUGCCUCUCAACAAUGGCCCAGAACUGUGCAGCUGGCCUAAACAAUGACAGUCCUGAGGCCCUAGAUGUCCCUUCUUUACAGGACUUUAACGUUUUCUCCACAGAUUCCUGCCUACAGCUUUCAGAUGCAGUUUCCCCCAGUUUGCCAGGAUCUCUGGACAGUCCCGUAGAUAUUUCUGCUGACAGUUUUGACUUUUUUACAGACACACUCACCACAAUAGACUUGCAGCAUCUGAAUUACUGAGAAAUUAAAGACGUCCUCUCCAAGGGUCCUGCCUUCUCCUCCUUAUUCUCCCUCCUUAUUUUUAUUUUUAUUUUUUCAGUGAAUUAAUUUUAUUUCCCCAUCCCACCCCUUUUCUCGGUCAGUAUUUUCUGUUUAUUACCUCCCUUUUGCUGUGCCAUUUUACCGUUUCCUACGAAGUUUUAGUUGUGUUCAAUUUUAACCUAGCCACAUUCUAGGUCCUUCUAUGAAAGCAAUAUAUGAGGUCUGUAAGAAAGUGAUCAUAUAGGAAUUGUAUCGUCACUUUCUUUUUAUUUUUGUAUUGCAUUAGGAUGCGUUGUCAUAAGUAUUUUUGGUAGAAUAAAUUCUUGUUUGCUACAAGGAGCUUUCUCUUUUUUUUCUUUCCCUUUCUCCCUCUCUCUUGCUCUCUCUCUCCUUCCAGGACUGAUAACACUGCGGGUUU